This is a messenger RNA of Echinops telfairi (small Madagascar hedgehog), 2529 nucleotides long. RefSeq lists its product as uncharacterized. The record is from RefSeq and is a predicted model, not a curated record. NCBI's taxonomy places the organism in Eukaryota, Metazoa, Chordata, Mammalia, Afrosoricida, Tenrecidae. The transcript is spliced from 2 exons. Bases 30 to 311 code for a protein of 93 amino acids.
GCUUCGGACCCCAGCCCGGGGGCCCCGACAUGCGACGCGUCAACUCGGUGGGACGCCCUCCCGCCGGUGGCCUUCACGCGCGGAGAUUGUCCAUGGAAGGGGCCAGGAGCACGGGCAGCACCGCGGGCCAGGCGGAGGCCAAGUACAAAGCGCCGGCUGGCGCUGACUAUAGUUACGCCCCUGGGGCUGGCAGGUCUCCCCACAGCCCUCCGCACUACGGCAGCCCUGUCAACACAUUCACCGUGAGACCAGGCACCCGCCAACCCAUCUCCUAUGCCUACGCGGGGACCCAUCGGAAAGCCAUGCCCUGAGCCCGGGCUUAUCAAAGCACUGGGGACGGAAUCUGGGCGCUUGUUUUUGGUGGGGGGUGGGAGGGACACAGGAGUUCUUUGCUCCCUGCAGAUUCCAGGCGCGUGGGGUGGAAGCAGAGACAGACGGUGGUCCAGGGAUGAUCAGGAGUGGGCUGCUGGCUCUGGACUGUUUGCAGCUGGGGAUGGGAGGGGAAAGAGGGAGGAGGUGAGGAGCCUUUCUGGGCCUAUCUACUCCUCUGGGCUUUGACAAAAGGCGUACUUAAGCAGUGUUACAGGCACGGUCUCCUGAGCCAGGGACGGGGUGCUAACUGUACAGGAAGCCAACUGGAUGGUGGCGAUAGGGGUAGGGAAUGCAAGGAGCCUCAGGGGGAUCUCUUUAGCUUCAAUCCGUCUACCAGUGGCCACCCACAAGGCGCCUGGGGUCCCAAGCCAGGGUUCCAAGCCACUUGGAGACAGGUCUAGGAAUGCACACGGCAGGUGGAGAAGGUACCGAAGCGGAAGGGUUUUUAUAGUAGGCAGGAGCAGGAAGGGGGGCACUAAAUACAAGAGUGCUGAGCACCUGGUUCCCUUUUGUGUCCUGCAGGAGGUAGCAAAGGUGAUGGUUCACCUCUCCUCUCUCCUGGUCCCGCUCGAAGCUCCCCCCAGCUCUCACAGAGGCCAGUCUGUGUAGCCUCCAUCUGGCGGACUGGGUCUGAAGAGCCAGAAGGCUCUGGCCUUCAAUGAGCAGGUCCCAUGGGGGAUUUGGAGGAGGCAUUGACCCAAACCAUCCUUCAAAUUAUUGGGGUCAGCAGAUGUGAAGCCACCGUGCCGGAGGGCCGUGGAGCCUGAGCUGAGGGGCUGCUCGUGCGGUGUGGUCAGGAGGGUGUGGGGAGUCAAAACUGGCAGGACUGGACUGAGAGCACAGAGCCAGGGAGGCCUUCCAGGAGGGUGCCCAUGGGGCCUUUGCCUGGGCCCUCCAUGGCCUGGUUUCUAGAAGUAGACCCCAUUCCACUUUCAAAUGACCCUGGUUUAGGUGACACGUGGGCCCCAAAACAUGUCAGGAUGCCGUGUUCCUUGGUCUUUGGAGGGGACCGGGCCAAGCCGGGAGGGCAGGCAGGCAGAAUGGCCCCUUCUCAAAGAAGCAGGCCUGUAGGGGACAGUCAGGGACCCAGAUGUGGGCUCAUCAGGACUUGUGGUUAUUGGGGAACCAGGGUGCCUAGGCCAGCCACCCUGCUGUAGCAGAUCAUCGGGUACCUGUGUUCCCGAAACCAGCCCCACCCCGCCUCCAGCUCUCGCUCUCUGUAUUUCCCUGUACCGUGUUUUAUAAAAGAGUUCCCUGAUUUAUGUGCUUGAGGAGUGGGGUGUGGACUCCCGGCUGGCUGGCUGUUUCUCUGGGGUGGGAGGGGCACGGCUGGCUCUCACUUGCCUUGGGAAAUGAACAGGCCAGUCUGGACUGGCUUCCAGCUGUACACUGCUGGCUGGGAGUGCCUGGGCUGUGCGGAGAGCUGAGGGCAGGCCGGAGGCCGAGUGGUGCCCCAGUUCCCCCUGGCCUUGAGGCUUUCUGGGUCUCUGGAUGCCCGAAAGGAAGUAUGAAGCAGAACGAAGGUGAUUGGGGACCUGGGUCAGAACCUGAGGCUUUAAAUAAGCAAGUCUCUUAGACACCGAGCCUCUGUUUCUUCUUCUAUAAAACAUGUGAUGAUCAUACCAAAGACAAAGCAAAAAAAACAAACAAACCACCAAAUAACACCCAGUGCCAUCGAGUCAGUUCUGACUCAGCACCCAAUACGGAGUCUCUGAGGCUCUCAGUCUUUAUGGGAGCCGACCGCCUCAUCUUUCUCCCUCGGGGCAGCUGCUGGAUUCGAACUGCUGACCUUGCAGUUAGUAGCCCAACACCUAACCCACAGCAUCAUCCGGGCUACUUACCUACCUCAUGGGCUGUUGUGGAGAUGAAAGACGUGCAUUUAACAAAUAUGUGAGUGGCUACUGGGUGCCCAACACUCAGGACUGACCCCUGCCCUGGGGAAGCCUGCAAGCUAGUGAGAAGAGAGCACAGGAGAUCAGCAUCAGUGUGAUAAAGGCGCAUGCGGUAGCAGAGGGCGGCUGGCUUUUCUUCAGCGGGGUGAGCAGGGCAGGCCCCUUGAGGGGGUGACCUUUCUCUUGACGUAAGCAGAGCAUCCUGCACAGGGCUGCAACUGAGCAGUGUCAAUAAACAGUAUCUCUGGGUGACGGUGCCCUUACA